This is a messenger RNA of Jatropha curcas, 1751 nucleotides long. RefSeq names its product protein LIGHT-DEPENDENT SHORT HYPOCOTYLS 4. NCBI's taxonomy places the organism in Eukaryota, Viridiplantae, Streptophyta, Magnoliopsida, Malpighiales, Euphorbiaceae. Gene Ontology annotation, biological process: mRNA transcription; response to light stimulus. Gene Ontology annotation, cellular component: nucleus. The record is from RefSeq and is a predicted model, not a curated record.
ACCUUUAUCCUGUCUCCAUCCAUCAUAUCUCUUUCUCUCUCUCUCUCUCUUUCUCACUGUCAACCUCUUUCCACUUCCACAAGAACUCAGAACAAUUGAGCUCUCUUCCACUUAGCUCUAUCAUUUACCAUUUACUCUCUUUCUUUCUUUCACUGUCUUCUUCUUGUGUGGGACUAGAUAGGUUUUUUAUAAGUUCCCAGUUGCUUCCUCCUUUUUCGGGAAAAAUUAUAUUUGCCAAACUCACAAAAUGUUUGUUUGAAGAUAACAAAGUAAGUAAAAGCCCACCAGCAACAUCAAAACCCUUUCAAGGGUUUUUAGGAUUUGAUCAGACAAAGAUUCAAAAGAAACCUCAAACGAAUCAAACAAACUAUAAAUAUAUUUAUAGUUUGCCCUACUAAUCUUCUUUUCCUCUUCUUUUCUCUAUAUAUCAUCAUUUCUUCUCUGUAUCAUAAAAAAUUCUCAAUAAAGCUUGGUUAUGGUAUUGAUUCAUUAACCCUAGCCAAUGAACGUCAUGGGGUCGAUCUUCAAAUCUAUGUUUCUUGGGUUUCUUGAAUCUUGAUAGUUCGUCUUUCUUUUAGAACAAAAACACUUUCAGCAAUCAAGAAUUCAAGAUCAUCAAGAAAUCCCACUCUUAACAAAUGGAUUCUCUUCAAGAAUUUGAUUCCACGACUUCCACACUGCCUCUCGCCACCACUACAACCGCUGGCACCACCACGGUCUCCUCUUCCCUUUCCUCCACUUCCGCCACUUCCACUCUUAGCCGUUACGAGAACCAAAAGCGAAGAGACUGGAACACCUUCGGCCAAUACCUCCGCAAUCACCGUCCACCUCUCUCCCUCUCCCGCUGCAGCGGUGCUCACGUGCUUGAAUUCUUGCGUUAUUUAGACCAGUUUGGCAAAACCAAAGUCCAUACCCAACUCUGCCCUUUCUUUGGCCACCCAAACCCACCUGCUCCUUGUCCAUGUCCUCUCAGGCAAGCCUGGGGUAGCCUUGAUGCUCUCAUUGGCCGCCUCCGCGCUGCCUUUGAAGAACAUGGGGGAAAGCCAGAGAAUAACCCUUUUGGAGCUCGUGCUGUUAGGCUUUAUCUACGUGAAGUUAGAGAUUCACAAGCCAAAGCUAGAGGGAUUAGCUAUGAGAAGAAAAAAAGAAAGAGACCUCAACAACAGCAACAGCAGCAGAGCCCUGCAUUAUUGAUGGCGGCGCCACCGCCACCGCCAGCGGCAGCCACUAGUGCAGGUGAUGAUCACUAAAGGAAAAAAAAAAAAAAAUACCCCUACUGGUACUACGUAUUUCAAUUAAAGAACAAGAAUCAAUGAGUACUGCAAACCUCGUUAGAACUACUCGUUUUAGUAUAAUUUACCUGCAAUAUAUUUAUAUUUAUAUCUAUGAGUACUUAAUCUUGUUUUAUUUUUAUCUGUGUUGUUAAAUUUAAGGAACUCUAUUUAGACUGUAGCAGUAGUAAUAAUUAGAAGAAGAAGUAGCUAGUAUAAACAAGUUUGUGACUUAGCGUCCAAUUUGUCACAGAUCUGUAGCUUGCUAGGAGAAAAGCCAUUUAUGACGAGUAAUAGAUUUGGAGAUCAUGUUGUGUGUCUUUUUAUUGAAUUCCAUUUCUUUUGUUUCUUCUUUUUUUUUUUUUUUAUGGUUUUAUAAUAAUAAUGGCUACUGGCAAAUCAUCAUCUAGGCAUUAAAAAAGGGUCUGUGUCAGAUUUGUCAAGCACUAUAUUUGUAUGCAUUGUUUAUUUUUAGUAUCA